AUGAAAGACGGCCAAGCAGCAUAUCGUUUAGACUGGCAGCAGAUAAGGGCCCUCAUGCAGCGGCGCAUCCUAAGCGAGGCUGUGCUGGCUCGAUGCGGGCCGAAGGCUGCGCGGGUGUGGCGGCGGCUGACGAGCCCUGGCGACUGUCCUGGCUCUUCUUCUUCUUCUUUGUUCUUUGACGAACAAAUGAUUGCUGACGGCUGUCUGCUGCCGCCCAGUGGUGCCCGCCAGGCGAUGUAUUCUCUCGCGCUAGCGGGCUUUGCGCGCUUCCACGAAUCGGACCGUCUGCCAGCUAGCUGCACGUCAAUGUCUUCUAAGCAUGCGUUGGUGAUCCGCUGCAGCAGCGAAGACACGCAGCAGCAAGUGCUGCAGACUAUACUGCAGGCAGCACUGAACCUUCUCGAGAGAAAAAGAGCAGAAGCACAGCAACUCGCACAGCUACGAUGCAGGACGCAGUGUCUUGCUGACUCAGAGCUGCAGCAGCAAAGACAGCGAGAAGCAGCAGAAGAUAUCCUCGAGGCAAACGUACUCAGACUCGCAGAACCACUCGCUAUACUCAUGGAUAUCUAA
Messenger RNA from Eimeria mitis, 570 nucleotides. RefSeq lists its product as uncharacterized. Lineage: Eukaryota; Apicomplexa; Conoidasida; Eucoccidiorida; Eimeriidae. The transcript is spliced from 6 exons. The record is from RefSeq and is a predicted model, not a curated record. Bases 1 to 570 code for a protein of 189 amino acids.